This is a messenger RNA of Paramecium sonneborni, 275 nucleotides long. The record is from the annotation of a GenBank genome assembly. Lineage: Eukaryota; Ciliophora; Oligohymenophorea; Peniculida; Parameciidae.
AGAAUCACUACAAAGGUUAACACAAUGAAUGCCUGAUAAUUUUAAUAAGGUGAGAAAUUAUUUACUUAACUGCAAAUUAGAGAAAGUUGAAUCCAAGGAGUACACAACAAUUCAUAAUAAAGGCACUACAGAUCUAUUUUGAUGGAGAUGUAAAUUCCUCCUUAAAACUAUUAAGUUCAGAGGGCAAAAUUUGUGUUGGAACUAAUAUUUAAUAAUGCCAGAGAGUAUCUUACAUUCCUGAUAUAAAAAGGAUUAAACCAUUUACUUAAUAAUAG